This is a messenger RNA of Hypoxylon trugodes, 7695 nucleotides long. RefSeq names its product putative polyketide synthase. The coding region runs from base 1 to 7695 and encodes 2564 amino acids. Gene Ontology annotation, biological process: secondary metabolite biosynthetic process; fatty acid biosynthetic process. Lineage: Eukaryota; Fungi; Ascomycota; Sordariomycetes; Xylariales; Hypoxylaceae. The transcript has 11 exons. The record is from RefSeq and is a predicted model, not a curated record. Gene Ontology annotation, molecular function: oxidoreductase activity; 3-oxoacyl-[acyl-carrier-protein] synthase activity; phosphopantetheine binding.
AUGUCAUCAAAUAGUCAAGAUCCGGUUUGCGGCUUCGAUGGGCAGCUCGAUGGGGACGAACAAGAUCCAAUCUGUGUCUGCGGAUUUUCCAUCAAAUUUCCACAAGAUGCUACAUCUCCGGAUGCUUUCUGGAAGAUGCUUGUCGAAAGGCGGUGCGCGAUGACCGAGUUUCCCAAAAAUCGGUUGAAUAUAGAAGGUUUUUACAAGAAGGAACGCACAAGAAAUACAUUCCCUGCACGCGGUGGGCACUUCAUCGCGGAGGAUAUCGAAGUCUUUGAUGCAGAUUUCUUCUCGUUGUCGCCUGCUGAAGUUAGUUCUAUCGACCCAAUGCAGAGAUGGCUUUUAGAGACAGCAUUUCAUGCUCUUGAAAACGCGGGCAUCCCCAUGGAGAAAGUCUCUGGUUCGGCCACGUCUGUGUAUGCCGGGUGCUUUGGAUCGGAUUACAUGAUUCAGCUUUACCGAGACGCCGAGACUCUUCCGGCGUAUGGGGCUGUUGGCAUCGGCUUAAGCAUGCUUGCGAAUAGGUUGAGUUGGUUUUUCAACCUCAAAGGUCCUAGUAUUACCAUGGAUUCGGCUUGUUCAAGCUCGCUCAUGGCAUUGGACAUCGCUUGUCAAGCGCUUCGGGGCGGGGCUUGCGAUAUGAGUAUAGUCGCCGGGACCAAUCUCACAUUCGCCCCAGAGAUUUUCACGGGGUUGUCAAAUAUAUCUUUUCUUUCGCCUGAUAGUAGGUGUUACUCUUUUGACCAUAGAGCCAACGGCUACGCUAGAGGAGAGGGCAUCGCCGUUGUAAUUCUCAAACGAUUGUCGGACGCUAUUCGUGAUGGAAACACCAUCCGAGCCGUGAUACGUGCUACUGGAUCCAACGAAGACGGUCGGACCUCCAACAUCACACAACCUAGUAGCGAAGCACAAGAGCAACUGAUAAGAGCGACUUACAAGCGAGCGAAGCUCUCGAUGGCACACACACGCUAUGUUGAGGCUCAUGGGACUGGGACGGCCACUGGAGACCCCCGUGAAGCUAACGCUAUUGGACUUUCUUUUCGAGAACACCGAUCGCAAUUAGACCCUGUCUAUAUAGGCGCGGUCAAGUCGAACAUAGGGCACCUUGAAGGGGCUAGUGGUUUAGCAGGUCUCAUAAAGGCGGUUCUUGUGCUGGAAAGGGGUACAAUACCUCCAAACACAAACUUUGAGAAGCUCAAUAGCCAAAUAGACUCUAAGUAUCUAAGAAUCACGUUUCCGGAGCAGUCACAUACUUGGCCAAUUCGUGGGCUUCGUAGGGCUUCUGUAAACUCUUUCGGGUACGGUGGCGCUAACUGCCAUGUCGUUCUCGAUGACGCAUACCACUACCUCCAUUUAAGAGGCUUAAAAGGGAAUCAUUGUACGACACUGACUUCUACAACCGCGAAUGACUCUCUCGCAGAUGAGGCGUCUGUUGCGCAAGAUACCAAUAUCCGGCUCUUUGUCUGGUCUGCUGCAGACUACGAUGGUCUAGCUCGAAUAACUGCUGAGUACGAAAACCACGACGCGCCAUAUUUCGACUCGCUAAAAGGGGAUCAAAAUUUCUUGUCGAACCUGGCAUAUACUCUGGACAGCCAUAGAAGUCAUUUGACCUGGAGAUCCUAUGCGUUGCUACGUUCUCCUAGCGAUAUAAAGAGCCUUGCGUCGCAAAUGUCUUCUCCCCAAGAAUCUUUUCCUAAAAUACCGCGUAUUGGUUUUGUUUUUACCGGACAAGGAGCACAAUGGUUUGCGAUGGGAAGAGAACUUACGAAAUACAUGUCCUUCCGAUUCGAGUUGGAGAGUGCUGAGCGGUACCUUAGAAGCAUAGGAUGCAAGUGGUCUGUGAGAGAGGAACUUGGCAGAAGCGAAAGCACUUCCAAGAUUGACGAUCCAGAGAUAAGCCAAGCUCUCACAACAGUACUUCAAGUAGCCCUCGUGAAACUUGUUAGAGGUUUCGGUCUUCGUCCAACCGCUGUGGUUGGGCACUCCUCUGGCGAAAUUGCCGCAGCAUUUGCCGGCGGUUAUAUAUCAUCUGAAUCCGCCUGGAAGUUGGCAUACCUUAGAGGCUUUUGUGCGGCUACAUUGAUUAACUUGUCUCAUGACGGUACCCGAGGUGCUAUGAUGGCGGUUGGUAUGCCAGAAAAUGACGCCAGUGGACUCCUUGAGGCCGCCAAAAAAGAAGGAAGAGACUUCGGAGUCUCUAUUGCUUGCGUUAAUAGCCCCCGCAGCGUGACCGUAGCUGGCGAAGAAGACCUAAUUGACAAGCUCAAGUUACGUCUUGAUGAACAAAAGGUCUUUGCCCGUAAAUUGCGGGUUGGCGUGGCAUAUCAUUCCGACCAGAUGAAGUCUGUUGCAUCUAAGCUGGAGUCCAUGAUUGGUUCGCUCAAUCUACCGCCUGAAUCUCAACGAUCGCCUAUGGUAUCUACCGUUACAGGCCAAUACGUAGCCACAGAUCGCCUCUGCGAGCCGUCGUACUGGGCCCUCAAUAUGACGUCACAAGUCCAAUUUUCUAAGGCCAUCGAGACCAUGUGCGCAUCGUCAGGGGAACUUGCUUCUCAAGUGGACCAUAUAGUAGAGAUAGGGCCUCAUGCCGCAUUACAGGGCCCGAUUCGUGAGACGUUGAAGGCCUAUGCACCUGAAAGCACUAUUGGAUAUAGUUCUUUCCUGAGGAGAAAUCAAUCUGCUGAUGAGUCUUUGCUGCAAGCAGUUGGGCAAUUGCACAGUAUAGGACUCCCGCUUGACCUGAGGGCUGUGAAUGAACCGACUGAAGGCCCCUCAGUUUCAAGGUCAUUGCUGACUUUCCUACCCGAAUACCCAUUCAACCACUCGAAACAUUACUGGCACGAAGGGCAACUAAGCCAAAAUUACCGUCACAGAACGCACGCACCCACGGAGCUUCUAGGGACACGCUCAAGAGAAUGGGAUUCUGCGGAGCCUAGAUGGUAUAACCACAUUCGCACAUCCGACACGCCUUGGUUAGAGCAGCAUGUCGUCGACGGGGCCAACCUUUUUCCGGCUUCAAGCAUGUUGGUAAUGGCCAUAGAAGCGGCCAGACAAAUACACGAGGCCCCUGAAUCCGUAGAGGGAUAUAUACUCCGAGAAGUGCAGAUUGAAGCCCCAGUGGAUUUGAGUUCCCAGAAGGGGCACGCAGUCGAAGUUCGGACGACGCUGCAAACUCUGCGUUCUGACGGUUACGACCAGCAGGCUUUUCGCUUUACUAUUUCUAGUAGGAGAGGGGGAGCAGACUGGUUGACCAAUUGCCAAGGUAUCGUCGCAAUUGAGGAAUCAGGCAGUCCAGACAGCUGGGCCCGGAAAAAGACUACGCUGAAACGCAAGAAGGCCUCUGAAAAUUUCUCGUCAAUGAUAGCGGAGUGCGCUUCGCUUGUCGAAUCGGAUCGUAUGUAUGACAUUUUGGAGCAAUGCGGGCUUCGAUACGGCCCUCUCUUCCGAAGGGCGCAAAAUCAAACAUUUCAUCACAAGAAAAAACACGCAUCUGCCCACAUCUCACUCUUCCAAGGAAUAGAGGAAGGACAUGUCGUCCAUCCUGCAUCCCUUGACGCUGUAUUCCAUUUGGCAUACACGGCGUUGACAUCUGGAGGGCGUGAGCCAAUUACAACCUGUGUACCCGCGCGUAUAGGUUCGCUCUGGGUUUCUAGCACAGGCCUCAGCUGGCCGGGCGAAGAGAGUGUACUGGCAUGCACAGACAUAACGGAGACAAAUCCUCGAGGCUUUCUCUGCCGGGGAGCUGCUCUAGCUGGGAAAGGCGGAUCGGAGCUUAGGUUGUGGUUUGAGGAUUUGGAGGUCAGGAAUGUAACCAAUAUCUCAAGCAACACGCCCGCAAGAUCCCGAUUAGAUCGAUUCUGUAUGUUCAUCAGCCAAAGGCCCGCACUUAACAUGCUCGAACCAAAGGAAAUUGAAUCCCUAUUGAAUCGCAUACACCCAGCUCGAAAGGAUGGAUCCACCUUUCCCCGGGACUUGCGGCGCAUGAUCAUCAUGUCACUGAAUAAUCUGCUGCAAAGCGUCAACGAAAGUAUGUGUAACGAGCUGUGGCAAAGAAAAUAUUUUACCUGGGCAAAGCAUCAUACUCAGCGCGCGCGACGGACGCAGGAAUCCGACUCAAAAUCGCAUGGAGCUCUUCUCGAAGAACCUUCUCUGGAAGAGCUUUCCGAGAAUCUUCGACGACAGAAUGAAUGCGGUGCGGUUUAUUCUACCGUCGCUCUCAAUCUUCUAGACAUAUUCCAAGGACGAAGCAGUCCGAUCGAGCUACUUUUCCAAAAUGACCUGCUUCGGAACUACUAUGAAGAAGCGGCAACUUAUAGGCCUGCACGAAUGAUAGCAAGCUACAUGGAUAUGCUCGCUCACCGGAGCCCAGGCCUCAGAAUAUUAGAGCUAGGUGGUGGUACAGGAUCCGGGACGCGGAACAUAAUUCAGUCUCUUCAUGCCCGUCAAGGAGAGCCCACACGCUCCCUUCGCUGUGAGAGGUACGACUUCACAGAUAUCUCUCCGGCUUUCCUGGAAACUGCUCGUGGAGAGUUUCCACGGUUCCACUCCCAGAUGACAUUCAAAGUACUAGACAUCGAACGUGACUUCACCGCUCAAGGAUUCCAGGCUGGACAAUAUGACGUGGUCAUUGCGGUCAGCACGCUCCACGUCGCAUCGAACUUAGCACAGACUCUAUUGAAUGUGCGCAAAACGUUAAAGCCAGGGGGUAAGUUAAUCAUACAGGAAUCCUUUGAAACUGAUGGGUGGAGCCUUGGGUUUAUCUUUGGCCUGUUCCCGGGUUGGUGGGCUGGGUCUGAAGAUAAUCGAUCGCUGUCCCCGAAUCUUGACCUCGAUGGUUGGGACACUGCUUUGAAAGAGUCUGGAUUCAGCGGAAACGAGCUUGUUCUCGAAGAUCGCGAUGAUGACCCUUUGUAUCAUUACGGCUGGAUUGUAUCAACGGCCAUUGAGUCCGAUUCCUAUCCCCCGAACGGCAAUUGCUUGGGUGUCAAUAAAGUUGUACUUGUCGUCAAUGACACAUCCGAGGCCCAGGAGAAAUUUGCGAAUGCACUCUUCCAGUCUCUCAAGAACUUCGUAGGACUUGAGCCGUCCUUAACCUCUUUGGACUCAUUAUCCGGCAGGGAAACUGUCAGCGAGGACGAGCUAUUUGUAUUUCUUGCAGAAUACAAGUUAGACUUUCUGGGCUACUUAGACGAACGCAGCUGGGCCCAGUUGCAGUCUCUCAUUGGUUGUUCUCAUCACCUACUCUGGGUAUUGACAGUAGGAGACCAGGAAAAACCGGGCACCGGGCUCAUUGACGGGCUCGUACGCACUCUCCGGCAAGAGGACAUUGGUCUUCACCUAGUCACGCUCGCCUUAGAUUCGGGGGGUCUGGAUGAUCGACAUAUGGCUUCUAAAGCCCCAUAUGAGCCUUAUGAACAAGAGUACCGCGAGGUAGAUGGCAUCCUGCACUCACGGCGUCUCGAAGAAGCGCAUGGACUCAGGUCAAUGAUGGAUACCGUAGACACACCCUUUGAAGUAGUACCGGCGAACGUCGAUGCCAGCAUCCGAUUUACAGUAUCCGAAACCCGUAAAGCCGAUGGAUUCGAGGCAUACCUUGCCGAAGACUGCACAACUAAAUCGGAGUUGCCCGACGACUGCGUCGAGGUCGCUGUAAAAUCAAUGAGGCUCCAGUCUCGAGGUCCUGCUGUUACGGAGUCGCAAGCUGAACCCGUCGGCCGAUUCUUUUCAGGGGUAGUCUCCAAGGCCGGCAAGCAUUCAGGAUUCAGCUCUCAUGAUCGCGUAUUCGCCGCCUGCCAAACAACAUUCCGCUCUCAUGUACAGGUACCACCCAAGUCAUUGGUAAAACUAUCGGCAGAUCAGACCUUCUCGCAAGUUGCAUCAGUUGUUCCCCCAGUAAUCAUAUCCUAUCACUUGCUUGUUCAAAUAGGUAACAUCCACGCCAAUAGCGCCGUGCUACUUCAUAGCAUCCCGGAAUCACUACGACUCGGGAUUCUUGCUAUUGUAACCAACCUAGGCGUAUCCAAUAUCUGGACAAUGGCUCAAGACGUGGAAGAAGCGGGUCAGAUUUCGGACGACAUGAAUAUUCCACAAGAACGUAUUCUCCCAAGGAAUUGGCUGACUGACCAACCCGCCCUUCUGUCGGAGUGGAGGACCAAGUUUGACUUAAUCUUGAUGAAUGAAGCGGAUCGAUCGCUCAUCAUGCGCUAUGUGAGUCCAGGUGGACGCUGUAUCGUUUUACGUCAAAAAGGUCACCUCUCCCUUUUCGAUGAUAGCCACAAUAUCGACCUAGCCUCCCAAAACGCUAGCAUACAUUUUGUAGAUUUCGACAAUAUCAAUUUGUCGACAGAGAUCCUUCGAGACGCUGUCGCGGUAGCUAUGGACCUGGGACUUAAACAGGAUAAAAAUACCGCAAUUAUGUCGGCGUCGGAUCUACCGUCUACUCUCGAACGCCUGCGAAAGGCGCCUUAUCAAGACGUUGUGGUUACUCUAGAAGAACCAUUCACUGCGAAUAUUGCAGUAGAAAAGAAACAUACACUUACACUAGACGCCGCAGCGACAUACUUGGUCGCGGGAGCGUUUGGCGGUAUAGGACGGGCCAUAGUGCGCUGGCUUGUGAAUCGGGGUGCUCGUCAUCUCAUCCUACUGUCCCGCUCUGGUCCUCAAACGGAGGAAGCCCAAAAACUCUUAAGUGAGAUAAGCACCGAGGGAGUUAAUGUAGAGGCACCAUGCUGCGAUGUGACCGAUGAAAGCGUGUUGCGUUUGGUUCUCAAGAGUUGCUCUGCGCGACUCCCGCAGGUAAAGGGUUGUAUUAUAACAGCCCUGGUCAUGACAGAAUCAAUCUUUGAGAACAUGAAGUUCCAUGAAUGGAAAACAGCUGUUGAUUCAAAGGCCAAAGCUUCGUGGAACCUACACACUGUACUCCCUAACGGUCUCGACUUCUUCGUCAUGACAUCCUCUGCGAUGGCCUUGUUAGGGAUGGGCUCGCUCGCCGGAUAUAACGCAGGUAACACGUUUCAAGACGAGCUUGCACGACUCCGGGUUUCCCAGGGAGAGCGCGCCGUUGCCCUCGAUUUGGGGGGUAUAUCCGACGUAGGCUACCUGACUAACCACCAGAAACGCAUGGAUAAAAUCGCACACGACAGAAAGCUAGUUAUGAUGCCCAUGGAUCUUGUCUGCGUGCUCUUGGAUAUCUACUGCGACCCGAAAAAUACGCAGCUAUCUCUGGAUGGCGACUAUUGCCAGCCCAUUUUUGGCAUAUUGCCACCUUCGGACUGGAAGCACAAUACGGAGAUACCACACACAAUGAUGCAGCCACUGUGGGGCCAUAUGCACCACCUACCCGCUCAGGGAGAUGAUACUGAAGGCAACCGAGACAUUGAUAAGACCAAAAGCAAGGGAACUUUGGAUACUGCAUCACGACUGGCUAUCGCGAAGACGUGCGAUGAAGCGGCCGAUAUCGUGAGCGGGGCCCUAGCGCAACGAGUCUCGGCGUUAUUAGGCAUCGCCAAUGAUGGCCUGGAUCAACACAACCCAAUCUAUACCUAUGGGAUUGACUCUCUUUCCGCGAUUGAUUUGCGAAAUUGGAUAGCAAAAGUGUUUGCAGUAGACGUUCCUGUCUUUGAUAUCUUGGGAAGGGCGACUUUCGCAAGCGUAGGCAUGGAAAUUGCUAAGAAGAUUGAUGGUAAGAUGAAAUAA